UCGGGCAGUAUUAAGAGUGCAGGUGCUUGACAGACUUCGUGGAGUACAUAAGGACAUGCAAAUUCCCCUAGGAAUAAACAAGCCUUGUGGAGGAAAAAAUGCAUUUUAAAGAGCACAGGUACCAUAACAACUUUGCAGCCUGUAUAGCUUAUCUACAUGCUAAGAAAUAUUAUUUUGUUUGUGGUUGGAAAUACUGACAAAGUUACCGUUUAUAUACCGUUUUAAAUAAUAUAGGGUAUAAUAUUUGAGCAGUUGUGUUUUUUUGUUCGAUGCAUAAACCUUUCGGCGGUGCGUUCUGUGCCGUGAAUCUGGCAUUUGUGUAAUUUAAAAAAAGAUUUCAUUUUGUCAAUGUGAUUAAAGAGAGAAACGGAGAAUAGAGGACGAGAGAACAGGACAUUUAAUAGGAUAAAGAAACUAUGCUUUUACUGUAUUGCUCGUAUGUACGAUGGCAAUGAGGAUUAUUCCGUUUAAAUCCACACUGAUUUGAAAUUAUUUAUGUGCUAAAUGAGAGAACGCCUUUCGCCCUUCUCAAGAUCAAAAGCCACCAGAAAGGGGAUCUGGUACGUGGCUAUAUAUGCGUGCUCUUUCUUGCUUGGGCACCCGAUCGUUUUCCCACUGCGACUUUGAUCGGAUAUAACCUUCGUACGGGAAAGAAGACAGGCUUAUUCCUACACUUCUGCGAUCUUUGAGACAUUCAACGAGAAAUAAAAAGGUAGAAGCGCUGCCGCGGCCUGUUUACGUUCUUUGAGGAAAACUGACUCCCUAUCGGCCAUCAAAGUACCUGCAGCUCGGUAAAGAUACGGCGUUGUCUUCCCAGGGAUUGGGGGUGUGAGAGGACACCCCAAUUUACUCAAUUAUUACCGUUAUACUCCUAUAACAUUUGUACAUUUUAUAACGUGGUAGUUCCGCGAUUGCAGGGAACAGUGUUUAUCGGUGUGUGACGCCGGGAGAGCAAACAAGAGGCAGACCCCGUAGUGCAAGAGAUGGGCAGUUUACUUCUAUAACCAGGUACAACCAAAGCCAAGUCCACAAGUCACAGUCGUAGUCGGGUCGGAUGCAGGGAGUCGAAAGCCGGAAGGGUCAGUCCCACGAGCAGGCACAGGACAAGAGGGGAGGACGAGCAGUGGAGACGGAUCGGGAUCGCAGGAGAAGAACGUAACCAAAGGAGCAGCAGGAUGCUGGCCAGGAAAGGCUUGCUCCCUGAUGGCUUCUUCUUGACCCGGCUGACAGAGGGUGCCACCGAGACCAAUCGGUUCCGAUCCAAGGCCCAAAGAGCCCGUUUUAUCACAAAGACUGGGUCCUGCAAUGUGGCCCACAAGAACAUCAUGGAGCAGGGUAGAUUCCUGCAGGAUGUCUUCACCACCAUGGUAGACCUGAAGUGGCAGCACUCCUUACUUAUCUUCACCUCAGCCUUCAUCUGCUCCUGGAUGCUCUUUGCCAUGGCCUGGUGGCUGCUGGCCUUUGCCCAUGGGGACCUGGAGCUCCGUGACCCAGAGAGCGGGCCUGCUCCGGUGCCCUGUGUCACUGCCAUCCAGUCCUUCACCUCCGCGUUCCUCUUUUCCAUCGAGGUCCAGGUGACAAUUGGGUUUGGGGGUCGGAUGGUGACGGAGGAGUGUCCGGUGGCCAUCACGAUACUCAUUAUCCAGAACAUCCUGGGCCUGAUCAUCAAUGCUGUCAUGUUGGGCUGCAUCUUCAUGAAGACGGCACAAGCAAACCGCCGCGCCGAGACUCUCAUCUUCUCCCGCAAUGCUGUCAUUGCCCCCCGCAAUGGCCGGCCCACCUUAAUGUUCCGUGUGGGGGACCUAAGGAAGAGUAUGAUUAUCUCUGCCACCAUUCAGCUGCAGGUGAUCCGCAAGACAGUGACGGCUGAGGGGGAGGUGAUCCCAGUGUGUCAGCUAGACAUCCAGGUGGAGAACCCCCUUCGCAGUAACGGCAUUUUCCUGGUCUCGCCUCUCAUCAUCAGCCAUACCAUCGAGCGCGACAGUCCCCUCUACGAUCUCUCUGCCCAGUCACUGCCCAAUGAGAACUUGGAGGUCAUUGUCAUCCUGGAGGGGGUGGUGGAGACGACAGGCAUCACCAUGCAGGCCCGUACAUCCUACACCCCGGAGGAGAUUCUGUGGGGCCGUCGCUUUGUGUCCAUCAUAACAGAAGAGGAUGGCCGCUACUCUGUAGAUUACUCCAAGUUCGGGAACACGAUUCCUGUCCGGAUGUCUUCCCUCAGUGCCAAGGAGCUGGACCAGACCCGGGGAGUGCAGGGAGGGGGCACGUCCAGGGCCCAGCUUCAGGGCUGGGGACUGGUCCGGGCCGGCAGAGGCGGCUACCGGAGGGGGGGCAGGGCCCGCGAAAGCACUGCCUCCCAGCCCUGGUACAGCCAUGUGGAGGAAGGAGAGGAGCAAGACAGCAUGGCGGGAAGGGAGGUAAAGAAACAGAUUCCACCCGAAGAGAUCAGCAGGGGGACUGAGAUGGAGGGAGACUGAGCAAAGAAGGACAAAGAAAAUAAAGGGGGGGGGGGAACAAAUGUACAUUCACCAGAAACAGUGCCGUCCCUUUUCCAAGCAGUUUUUUCCAGUGAGUUUUUCUGUUUCCUUUGUUGUCCGUGAGAUGUAUUAUGCCAUAUAAAGCAACCUAAUAUUGCGAGCCCCUGUCUAUUUUGUGGGAAAUAUUAUCACAUACGGGAAAGCUAGGAAAAGUGUUAGGACCAAAAUCUUACCCUUUCAAGGAGAUCCCAGAGAUGUGUGAUUUGAGUAACGUAUAAGACUGCGAUACACCAGCGAUAUCACAGAACUCCGUGUGCCCUUUGAAUGAGUGAUCAGGCAUGCAGGUAUGCACUGCCAUUUCAGAAUGGGCUGGAAUUGCACAUUUCUCCUUAGAAAUCUCAUUGUCUGUUGUGCAAUUGUUCAUUUUCCAUCUGUUUGCUUCAUCGACAGCCAUAAAUAUGGCAUCAAAUGGCUGGAUUGUCUCCCUAAAAAGGUCAUGGCAUGUCGGAAACUUAGAGUAAUUAUUUCCAGAGUUUUCCCCCCUAGUUGUGUAAUCUAAGGCAGGGAUUUAGAAAACAAAACUUUCUUAACCUGCCUUAAGGGUUCUGAAGCAUCUGGCAGUAACUGUUUCUAUGAAUUUGUUUUUAACAGAAUCUUUUAUUGUACAGGUUACAAUGACGGUACAAAGUUUGUGAGAAGUAGCUUUACAAUGUAUUAGAAAAUAUUAUAAAAAUAAAUGUGUGAUGUUGAGAAAUUUCCAGUAUUCAUUAGCAAUACUGUUAGUUUUUCUGUAAUUAUAAAAGCCACAUGAAUCCCUGGUCAUGUACUGUAUGCAGAUAAUUUAUCAACAUAACCUGUCAACAGCACCGUUAAUUUCACUUGAUUUUCACAUACUGUCAGUGUAAACUUGAGUGUACAAUUCAGCAAUUUUUGAAACUAGCAUUUUCCUGCCCUGGACUUGCUGACACAAUUUCAACCAUAAAAAUUCAAGUCCACAGUUAUGCUAGAGCUCUAAGUCAGGGUUCUUGCGGAUCCUUAAAAAGGCUUAUUUUAGAUCUGCAGAAUUUAAGGCAUAUAAGAAGGAUAUAAUUAAAAAGUAUAUUUUUUCUGGCACAUAGUCUUAUAUAAUGUGGUUUAAUAUUUAAUAAAAUCAUGAAUGUUUAUGGAA
Molecule: messenger RNA, 3645 nt
Organism: Brienomyrus brachyistius
Lineage: Eukaryota; Metazoa; Chordata; Actinopteri; Osteoglossiformes; Mormyridae
Gene: kcnj11l
Product: potassium inwardly rectifying channel subfamily J member 11, like
Exons: 6
Coding region: 1176-2477 (433 amino acids)
Biological process (GO): regulation of monoatomic ion transmembrane transport; potassium ion import across plasma membrane
Cellular component (GO): plasma membrane
Molecular function (GO): inward rectifier potassium channel activity
Source: RefSeq, a predicted model, not a curated record